This is a messenger RNA of Alosa sapidissima (American shad), 1650 nucleotides long. It is a transcript of the gene rcn2, whose product is annotated as reticulocalbin 2. The coding region runs from base 131 to 1174 and encodes 347 amino acids. The record is from RefSeq and is a predicted model, not a curated record. Gene Ontology annotation, cellular component: endoplasmic reticulum. NCBI's taxonomy places the organism in Eukaryota, Metazoa, Chordata, Actinopteri, Clupeiformes, Clupeidae. The transcript is spliced from 7 exons. Gene Ontology annotation, molecular function: calcium ion binding.
CCCAUCAAAAGUCACGGCUCGGUUUCUCCCAUGGCAACCAAUUUAGUGGGAGGGCGGGAUAAAAAAUUAUUCUCACUCCCAGACUGAAGUUGCAGAACUGCCCUACAGACUUUCAAGUGCCAUUAUCAAGAUGAAAAUAUUUGGAUUCACACUUGCCUUGUGUGCAUUACACUAUGUCUGUGGAGAAAAUGCCCACACAGUGUUCCAUGAAGAUCAUUAUGUUGAUGGGAAGCAUAAUCCUGAACAUGAUAUGAAUGCUUUUCUGGGCACUGAGGAUAAAGAAGAGAUUAAAAAGCUGAGUCCUUCAGAGCAGAAGAAAAGACUUGGGGAAAUCAUUAAGAAGAUUGAUGCAGAUUCGAACAAAUAUUUAAGUGCAGAGGAAAUUACUGUGUGGAUUCAGAGGGUGUACAGGAAAUACGCACUGGAUGAUGCAAAAGAGCGCUUUCCAGAUUUCGACACUAACCGAGAUGGGAUUGUUUCCUGGGACGAGUAUAACAUGGUUAUGCAUGACCACUUAGUUGUAGUGGAUGAAAACACCAUUCUCGAAGACCCUGAGGAAGAAUCCCUCAGAUAUGUAUGUAAUAUAAUUGUUACAGAUUUUUUUGAGUGUUUUGCAGCUGUGUUAAAAAAAAACAUGUACAACUCAAAGCUUUGGCUUUUACUGUAUCUGUUUGUUGCUCAGUUACACUUAAAGGAGAAGAGACGUUUUGACUUUGCUGAUGUGGACGGCACACCUGGCCUGAACUUGACUGAGUUUCUUGCCUUCACUCACCCUUCAGAAGUGGACCACAUGGCUGAUUUUGCCAUUGAGGAUGUGCUGGUUGAAUAUGACACAGAUCGAGAUGGAUUCAUCAGUUUGAAAGAGUUCAUUGGAGAUCUUCGCCCCGAUGGAGGUGACCCAUCGCAGUGGGAGAUAGAAGAGACAGUGCGCUUCAAGGACCUGUACGAUCAGGACGGAGACGGCAAACUGAACAAGGAAGAGCAGCUGCGCUGGGUGGCUCCCAACAGCUAUGGCUCCGCCCGUGAGGAGGCCAUUCAUUUGAUCAAGGAGAUGGAUGGGAAUGGGGAUGGUACGCUGUCAGAGUCCGAGAUUUUGAAAGACCAAGAAACGUUCAUGAACAGUGAAGUGACAGAUUAUGGAAGGCAGCUUCAUACGUCUCAUGAUGAAUUGUAGCAUUUCAUUUUACAAAUACAUUUUUUUUUUUUACAAAAAAAAUUGUGCAGUGAAUGUUUUUUCUCAACUCAUCGUUCCACAUUAGUAAUGAAAAACAGUUGAAGAUGGCUUGUGUCACCAAAUUACCAAAAUGACUUACACCAACUGUUUCACACAGGCAGAUCAUGUGUCUAAUUUGUCAGGAUUAGAAUACACAAUGAGAAGCAAAUUGUUGAAGUGUUUAGUGGUCCUAUUGGUCAGCCUGAUGCUCUGCCUUUGAGCAUAUUCCUUUUCUCUGGGCUAAGCUCAAUAAUCACAUCCUUGUCCAUCCAUGUCUUUCAAAGUCUGUCCUCUGUAUAUGUUAGUAAGCAUGUCCACCUUAUUAGAAUUCUCAUCCACCUGCUGUACUUUGACAACAAAAGUAUUGGUUGACUUAUUAGUCAGGCAAUUGUCAGAAUACCUCCAUAAUUGUUUUGAAUAAAAGCAGUAAUUAUUGA